GGCACCCGCUGCGUCUCCGUGCCGGGACCCCCGCAGAGCCGCCCUCGCCGCCACCUAGCUCCGAAAGCCUCUGGGCUUUGCUUAGGCAUUAUCUGCGAGCGCCGCGCCCGGGCAUUGCCAGCUCCAGGGAGGCGCCGCCCGCAAGGAMACCUCUCCGUCCCGCCUCGUCCGCAACUCCGGCCCUCGUCGACUCGACGCGAGCCAGGGGUCUGGACGUCCCUCUGCGCGCGGCGCAGUAGCUGGAACAGUCCCCACUGCCCCAGCUCAGAGCCAACUCCAUCUCGGACCUGGGACUCUUGACGCGGAUUCUCAGCUACUUCUCACCUCGGGGCUACGCCUGUCUCUCCGCUCACCCUCCGUUGCCCUCCUCCACCGCUCAGGACGGGGGUGCCAAGAUGCCCCGCUUCUGCGCAGGGCCCCGGGCCGCCCCCGACGUGUGACCCCAGCCUGGUCCCCCUGCUCGGCCGUCCGCCCUCCCCUUGGAGACCCCCGGCCCGGUCCCCGGGGGAGGAGGAAGACGACGAGGCCGAGGGGGGGAUGUCCGGCUCCAAAAGCGUGAGCCCUCCGGGCUACGCGGCGCAGACAGCUGCGGCGCCGGCACCCCGGGGAGGCCCAGAGCACCGCUCGGCAUGGGGGGAGGCCGAUUCCCGCGCCAAUGGUUACCCCCAUGCCCCUGGGGGAUCCACCCGCAGCUCCACCAAGAAACCCGGUGGGUCGGUGACCCCGCAGCAGCAGCGCCUGGCCGGCCGCUGGCGCAGCGACGACGACGAUGAUCCUCCGCUGAGUGGUGACGACCCCCUGGCCGGGGGCUUCGGCUUCAGCUUCCGUUCCAAGUCCGCCUGGCAGGAGCGCGGCGGCGACGACUGCGGUCGCGGCAGCCGGCGGCAGCGGCGGGGCGCGGCCGGCGGGGGCAGCACCCGGGCGCCCCCUGCGGGCGGCGGCGGCGGUUCGGCGGCAGCGGCAGCUGCGGCAGGCGGGACGGAGGUGCGCCCCCGUUCGGUGGAGCUGGGCCUGGAGGAGCGACGGGGCAAGGGUCGCGCGGCCGACGAAGUAGAGGCCGGCGCCGUCGAGGGCGGCGAAGGGUCUGGGGAUGGCUGCAGCUCAGAGGACUCAGGCUCAGGGCCCGGCGCGGUGCUGUCGCUGGGCGCCUGCUGCCUGGCAUUGCUGCAGAUAUUCCGCUCUAAGAAGUUCCCGUCGGACAAGCUGGAGCGGCUGUACCAGCGCUACUUCUUCCGCCUGAACCAGAGCAGUCUCACCAUGCUCAUGGCCGUGCUGGUGCUCGUGUGUCUUGUCAUGCUGGCCUUCCACGCGGCGCGGCCCCCGCUCCAGCUUCCCUACCUGACCGUGCUGGCGGCCGCCGUGGGAGUGAUCCUCAUUAUGGCUGUGCUCUGCAACCGCGCAGCCUUCCACCAGGACCACAUGGGCCUGGCCUGCUACGCGCUCAUCGCGGUGGUGCUGGCCGUCCAGGUGGUGGGCCUUCUGCUGCCGCAGCCGCGCAGCGCCUCCGAGGGCAUCUGGUGGACGGUGUUCUUCAUCUACACCAUCUACACCCUGCUGCCCGUGCGCAUGAGGGCUGCGGUACUCAGCGGGGUGCUCCUGUCUGCUCUCCACCUGGCCAUCGCCCUGCGAACCAACGCCCAGGACCAGUUCCUGCUGAAACAGCUCGUCUCCAAUGUCCUCAUUUUCUCCUGCACCAACAUCGUGGGCGUCUGCACUCACUACCCGGCCGAGGUCUCCCAGAGACAGGCCUUCCAGGAGACCCGGGAGUGCAUCCAGGCACGGCUCCACUCACAGCGGGAGAACCAGCAGCAGGAACGGCUCCUGCUAUCUGUCCUUCCCCGUCACGUUGCCAUGGAGAUGAAAGCAGACAUCAAUGCCAAGCAGGAGGACAUGAUGUUCCACAAGAUUUACAUUCAAAAACAUGACAACGUGAGCAUCCUGUUUGCUGACAUCGAGGGCUUCACCAGCCUGGCCUCCCAGUGCACUGCCCAGGAACUGGUCAUGACCCUCAACGAGCUCUUCGCCCGCUUUGACAAGCUGGCUGCGGAGAAUCACUGUUUACGUAUUAAGAUCCUGGGGGAUUGUUACUACUGUGUCUCAGGGCUGCCAGAAGCCAGGGCUGACCAUGCCCACUGCUGCGUGGAGAUGGGCAUGGACAUGAUCGAGGCCAUUUCGUUGGUCCGGGAGGUGACUGGGGUGAACGUGAACAUGCGCGUGGGAAUUCACAGCGGGCGAGUACACUGCGGUGUCCUUGGUCUCAGGAAGUGGCAGUUCGACGUCUGGUCUAACGACGUCACGCUGGCCAACCACAUGGAGGCUGGUGGCAAGGCAGGACGAAUCCACAUCACCAAGGCCACACUCAACUACCUGAACGGGGACUACGAAGUGGAGCCCGGCUGUGGGGGCGAGCGCAACGCCUACCUCAAGGAGCACAGCAUAGAGACUUUCCUCAUCCUGCGCUGCACCCAGAAGCGGAAAGAAGAGAAGGCCAUGAUUGCCAAGAUGAACCGCCAGAGAACCAAUUCCAUCGGGCACAACCCACCACACUGGGGGGCUGAACGCCCAUUCUACAACCACCUGGGCGGCAACCAGGUGUCCAAGGAGAUGAAGCGGAUGGGCUUUGAAGACCCAAAGGACAAGAAUGCCCAGGAAAGUGCAAACCCUGAGGAUGAAGUGGAUGAGUUUCUGGGCCGGGCCAUUGACGCCAGGAGCAUCGACAGGCUGCGAUCUGAGCACGUCCGGAAGUUCCUCUUGACCUUCAGGGAGCCUGAUUUAGAGAAGAAGUACUCCAAGCAGGUAGAUGAUCGAUUUGGUGCCUAUGUUGCCUGUGCCUCGCUCGUCUUCCUCUUCAUCUGCUUCGUCCAGAUCGCCAUUGUGCCCCACUCCGUGUUCAUGCUGAGUUUCUACCUGACCUGUUUCCUGCUGCUGACCUUGGUGGUAUUUGUGUCUGUGAUCUACUCCUGCGUGAAGCUCUUCCCCGCCCCGCUGCAGAUCCUCUCCAGGAAGAUCGUGCGGUCCAAGAUGAACAGCACCCUGGUUGGUGUGUUCACCAUCAUCCUGGUGUUCCUCUCGGCUUUUGUCAACCUGUUCAUGUGUAACUCCAAGGACCUGGUGGGCUGCCUGGCGGAGGAGCACAACAUCAGUGUGAGCCAGGUCAACGCGUGCCAUGUGCUGGAGUCAGCCUUCAACUACAGCCUGGGCGAUGAGCAGGGCUUCUGCGGCAGCCACUGGCCCAACUGCAACUUUCCCGAGUACUUCACCUACAGCGUGCUGCUCAGCCUGCUGGCCUGCUCCGUGUUCCUGCAGAUCAGCUGCAUCGGCAAGCUGGCGCUCAUGCUGUCCAUCGAGCUCAUCUAUGUGCUCAUCGUCGAGGUGCCCGGUGUCACACUCUUUGACAAUGCCGACCUGCUGGUCACCGCCAACGCCAUAGACUUGAGCAACAACGGGACCUCCCAGUGCCCUGAGCACGCGACCAAGGUGGCCCUGAAGGUGGUGACGCCCAUCAUCAUUUCAGUCUUCGUGCUGGCCCUGUACCUGCAUGCCCAGCAGGUGGAGUCCACUGCCCGCCUUGACUUCCUCUGGAAACUGCAGGCCACAGAGGAGAAGGAGGAGAUGGAGGAGCUGCAGGCCUACAACCGACGGCUGCUGCACAACAUCCUGCCCAAGGACGUGGCCGCCCACUUCCUGGCCCGGGAGCGCCGUAAUGACGAGCUCUACUACCAGUCCUGCGAGUGCGUGGCCGUCAUGUUCGCCUCCAUCGCCAACUUCUCCGAGUUCUACGUGGAGCUGGAGGCCAACAACGAGGGCGUGGAGUGCCUGCGGCUGCUCAACGAGAUCAUUGCCGACUUUGACGAGAUUAUCAGCGAGGACCGUUUCAGGCAGCUAGAAAAGAUCAAGACCAUCGGCAGCACCUACAUGGCCGCCUCCGGCCUCAACGACUCCACCUACGACAAGGUGGGCAAGACGCACAUCAAAGCCCUGGCCGACUUCGCCAUGAAGCUGAUGGACCAAAUGAAGUACAUCAAUGAGCACUCCUUCAACAACUUCCAGAUGAAGAUUGGGCUCAACAUCGGCCCUGUGGUGGCUGGGGUGAUUGGAGCUCGCAAGCCUCAGUAUGACAUCUGGGGAAAUACAGUGAACGUGGCCAGCCGCAUGGACAGCACUGGCGUGCCUGACCGCAUCCAGGUCACUACGGACAUGUACCAGGUGCUGGCUGCCAACACAUACCAGCUGGAGUGCCGCGGUGUGGUCAAGGUCAAGGGGAAAGGCGAGAUGAUGACCUACUUCCUCAAUGGAGGGCCCCCUCUGAGUUAGCAGCUGCCAGCAGUGGUGCCAGCAGCCUGGCCUCCAGAGGAACGGAAGCGGCUUCUCUGUGUGCCGCGUGGGCAGGUGGGGAGCCUGCGCUCCAGCCACGUGGUCGCGCUGGUGAGAUUUCCCACUUUGACUUGGAAGCAGCCUCUGCCCUGGCUGGUGGGCGUGGCCUCCGGCCCAGGCCCUGGGUGCCAGCGUCCUGCGAGCACCAAGCUGACCAAAGAUGUUUCCCUCUGCAGAAGACUCCGCCGGACUUGAGCUCAGCCUCGAGUUCUCUGACAGGUGCUGCCGCUGAAGGGUGGAGGGCGCUGCUGGAGCUUUCCCAGCCCAGCGCACAGCGGCAGGCCCGCGGAGGGCCUCAGCCUAGGUGGGUGGGAAGGCGGGCUGGACGCUGCCCUGGGGGUACUCGGGGUCCCCCGGGGGUCUGUUUUCCACAUGAGCCUUUAAACUUCAGACAGAGGCUGCAGCCCCUGCUUCCUGGCGGUGCUCUGAGGCAGGAGAGCUGGGUUUGUAGGAGCCGUGGCCUUCGCCGCCAUCCUCUGCCCAUGCGUCCACGCACACAGACUGUGCCCAGUGAGGGAAACAGGACUCAUUACGAGGGGGAGGCGAGAGGACGCCAAGCAAGCAGUGGUGGCUCUGAGAAAAAGAAAAUAUUUAUUAAAUAAAACAAAACAAGUUUUCUGUGCC
Urocitellus parryii (Arctic ground squirrel) is the source of this 4998-nucleotide messenger RNA. RefSeq names its product adenylate cyclase 5 (gene Adcy5). Gene Ontology annotation, molecular function: adenylate cyclase activity. Gene Ontology annotation, biological process: cAMP biosynthetic process; adenylate cyclase-activating G protein-coupled receptor signaling pathway; intracellular signal transduction. The record is from RefSeq and is a predicted model, not a curated record. NCBI's taxonomy places the organism in Eukaryota, Metazoa, Chordata, Mammalia, Rodentia, Sciuridae. Gene Ontology annotation, cellular component: plasma membrane.